CAGUCCAUCUGCAAAGCACGCUGAGCGGACUUGGGACCCCUGCAGCCUGCACCCUAAGGGUCUGGCACCACAGCGAGGCCUCCCUCCGCAGCCCUGCUGCCACCAGUCCCUGUGGCCUCAGAUGAUGCUCGAGCUCAGCCGAGCGCCACUGCCCUUCCACCUGACGAGUGGCCGACGGCCACACGUUUCCCACUCUGCCCUUGUGCAGCUUUGAGUUCUGGGGUCUCCUGCUUGUAGCUGACGUCUGGUUUCUUGAAAGCAGAUGGUUGACACUUGAUCUCCUUAUCAGAGGUUCGGGAACUUUCCUGGCGUUGUGCAGUGACUUUGGUCUGGGUGUUAACACACUGAGUCCGCAGCUCUACUGGGUCCAAUCUCCCCACCUGCCUGCCUCACUCUCCCCCAUUUGGUGGCACCCCUUGGGUCAUCAGGGCUGAUUGGAAAUCCAGCUAGAGAAAUGGGCUGCAUUUAAGAAAAUGAAAUAGAAAGCGGGGUUGACGGAAGCGGAAUCCGCAGCAGCCUGGACUCCGAUCGGGUAGCUGCAGUUUGUGGGGCUCUCCCUCCAGGCUGUGCCCUAUGCCAGGUCCCCAUCCUUGAGACGUGGGAUGUUCGGGAGCUGCCUGGUCCUGUGGGGCAUGUAGUUGGGGCACCUGAUCCAAUCUGGGGGCAGGGAGAAGGCAAGGGCUUCCUGGAGGUGACCUCUAAUGUGGGUUCUGAAAGUUGAGGCAUCACGCAGAGAGAGUGGGGAUGGGUGAGGGUAUUUGAGCAGAUGAUGGAGAACAGGAAAGACCCAGAGGCCAGGGUCAGGACAGAGCCCAUCUGUGGGCACUGCGUAUAAUUCCAGUGUGUCUGAGAUUGGGCUUUGGAGGUGGGGUGGAAGAGCUGGGGCUGGCAAGGGAACCAGGUCAGUUUAUGAAAAUCUAUUCACAAUCAGGCCAGUUUUCCAGGUCACUGUUCUUUCCAGUGGAGCCCCCUCUGAUGCCCUGCAGCUCUGAGAGGUUCUGUCUCCAAGGCUCCCCAGGGCUGUCAUCCCCAUGGCCCUGUGUCUGCCCAUCAUAUCUCUGUCCCCAAAGCUGGUCAGCAGGGGUGGCAGAAAGCCAUUUAUGAGAGCCAGGGACUCAGCUGCAGUUGUGGCAAGACAGCCACAGUUUGGGAGGUCAACCCUGAGGCAGGGGCAGCGGUGACUGCCUAUUCCUUGCAAUGCCACUGCUGCUUUCUCCCUCUCAGUCCUGGGUGUGGAUGCAGGCUAAGCCCGAGCCUCUCCACCCAUGACCCCCAGCAGUUACUGCCUCAAGCUGGUGGGUGGCACAGCCAGUGUCUGGACUCAGGGCCUCCAGCCACAAAGCCUGUGCGCUCCGCUCCGGGAGUGGCCUAACCGCUCUCAGGCGCAGGGAUCAGUUUACAGACCCAGGGAUAGGGAAUUGGGGAUGAUGUGGGUCUCCUCACUCCCACUCCUAGGCAGCCCUGACUUCUCACUGAGCACUCACCUCUUUGGCGUGGUCUCUUGGCAAGCCCUGUCCCCUACCUUUGAGCCUCUCAUCUGCCUCCUGGGACCCAUUAAAGUGGUUCCUCAUUGCCCCACCUGGUCCAGCGGGACCCAACCCAUUAUGGCAACAGCUCCCAGGAUAGGGCUGGAACUCCUGAUCCCAGCUGUGGCUCUCCGGCCCCUUCCUGGGAACGUCGGCAUCGGUGGGGGAACUUUCAGUCGUGCCGCAAACUCUCUCUUGAGCUGGGGCUGUAACCUGUGGACUCUGACCCUGGAGGAAGUCCCAUCCCAUCCCACCUGCAACUGGGAGUGCAAACAGCCCGUGAGAGGAAAGGGCAGGUGGCGGACACCGAGGAGGGAGGAGCCAAGAGGGAGGACCUGGCCCCUUGCUGCAGCUGUGGCGUCCCCCUGUCCCUAGCUUCCAAGAAACCCCCCUCUCCUGCUCUCUUCAGUUCUCUGAGAUGCCCCCAUAUUUGUACAGUAAUUCUUUUUGGCUCAAGCCAGCUUGGGUUGGUCCCUUUCUCUUGCAACUGAAGAGUGUAUAGAGUAUAGUAGAGCCCCCAAACUGGGGAGGGGGGGCAUAGAGUUCUUCAUCUUUUUCCAACUUUUGAGAUGGAAAUAGAGCAUGGUAAAUCAUUACACUGAGACUACAGGUAUAAACUAGGGUGGUCCUGACAGACCUGGCCAUAUGGUCACCCCAUCUGCAAGUUGAAAGAAAAACACGCAGGCCCUUUUUCAUCUGACGACUGGUGAGGCAGGGAUGGCUAUUGUCUCUCUGAGGUAAAACAGGAAAGUGGUCCAAGGUGGGGUGGCAAUGGGAGAGGGCUCAGGCUGGAAAGUGACUGUAUUUUCCUGCCUGGUUGAUGUGGAGCCAGGAAGCCGAUUCCGGCUGUGGGAGAAAGGUCAGGGUUGCAUCCCCUUUCCUUUCUUCUUGAUGGAUGAAAGGCUGAUUCUUUGACAUGUGGACUCCCCAAGGCCAGGCGGACUGUGCCCUUCCAGGAUCUGUGGGCAGGACAGUGGGCAGGGCCCCGGGGGGAGUCAAAGGAGGCCCCAGCAUAGCCUGAGCAGCAAGAUGGAUGGGGGGGCCUCUAACACUAUAAGUGGCCCUGCCAGGGCCUUUGCUCGGGGCUCUGGCCAUGCUCCUCCUCGGGCUGUUGCUGCUGACCCUGCUGGCUGGUGCCCGCCUGCUGUGGGACAAGUGGAAGUUCCGCAGCCUCCACCUCCCGCCUCUCGUGCCAGGCUUCCUGCACCUGCUGCAGCCCAACCUUCCCCUCUACCUGCUGGGUCUGACCCAGAAACUGGGGCCUGUCUACAGGCUCCGCCUUGGUCUGCGAGAUGUGGUGGUGCUGAACUCCAAGAGGACUAUCGAGGAAGCCAUGAUCAAGAAGUGGGUGGACUUUGCCGGCAGACCCCAGACAGCAUCCUAUCAGCUGGUGUCUCAGCAUUUCCCGGACCUAUCCCUCGGGGACUACUCCCUGCUCUGGAAGGCUCACAAGAAGCUUACCCGCUCAGCCCUGCUGCUGGGCCUCCGCAACUCCAUGGAGCCGCUGGUGGAGCAGCUGACCCAGGAGUUCUGUGAGCGCAUGCGAGCCCGGGCUGGCACCCCUGUGGCCAUACAGGAGGAGUUCUCUUUCCUCACCUGCACCAUCAUCUGUCACCUCACCUUCGGAGACAAGGAGGACGCCUUGGUACAUGCCGUUCAUGACUGUGUCCAAGACUUGAUGAAAACCUGGGAGCACUGGUCCAUCCAAAUUUUGGACAUCAUUCCCUUUCUCAGGUUCUUCCCCAACCCAGGCCUCUGGAGGCUGAAGCAGGCCUUGGAGAACAGGGACCACAUGGUGGAGAAGCAGCUGAGGCAGCACAAGGAGAGCAUGGUGGCAGGCCAGUGGAGGGACCUGACUGACUAUAUGCUCCAAAGACUGGGGAAGCCAACAGCAGAAGAGAGCCACGGACAGCUCCUUGAAGGACAUGUGCAUAUGUCUGUGGUGGACCUGUUUAUUGGUGGCACUGAGACCACAGCGACCACCCUCUCCUGGGCCGUGGCGUUCUUGCUUCACCACCCUGAGGUUCAGCAGCGGCUGCAGGAAGAGCUGGAUCGUGAGCUGGGCCCUGAAGCUUCAGGCUCCCAAGUCCCAUACAGAGAUCCCGCCCGGCUGCCCUUGCUCACGGCCACCAUCGCAGAGGUGCUGCGCCUGCGGCCGGCCGUGCCCCUGGCCUUGCCGCACCGCACCACUCGGCCCAGCAGCAUCUUGGGCUACGACAUCCCUGAGGGCAUGGUCGUCAUCCCCAACCUGCAAGGCGCCCACUUAGAUGAGACAGUCUGGGAGCGGCCCCAAGAGUUCUGGCCUGAUCGCUUCCUGGCCCCCGGCGCCAGCCCCAGAGUGCUGGCCUUCGGCUGCGGAGCACGCGUGUGCCUCGGGGAGCCACUGGCGCGCCUAGAGCUCUUCGUGGUGCUGGCGCGGCUGCUGCGGGCUUUCACGCUGCUGCCACCCGGGGGCACCCUGCCCUCCCUGCAGCCCCGGGCCCACUGUGGUGUCAACCUCACCAUGCGGCCUUUCCAGGUGCAGCUGCAGCCCCGGGGGACGGGGGCCCGGGCGCUGGGCCAGCACCCAUGA
Mustela lutreola (European mink) is the source of this 4098-nucleotide messenger RNA. RefSeq names its product steroid 21-hydroxylase. Bases 2620 to 4098 code for a protein of 492 amino acids. NCBI's taxonomy places the organism in Eukaryota, Metazoa, Chordata, Mammalia, Carnivora, Mustelidae. Gene Ontology annotation, molecular function: steroid 17-alpha-monooxygenase activity; iron ion binding; heme binding. The transcript is spliced from 10 exons. Gene Ontology annotation, biological process: hormone biosynthetic process; progesterone metabolic process. The record is from RefSeq and is a predicted model, not a curated record.